AAAUAUUUGAACCAUUUUGAGCGGACGUUUGAAUGUUGAGUUACAAUGAGCCAGCUGCUUCGUCUUGGCAUUCUGAGGCACCUUACUGGAGCAUCCUCUCGUAGAAUAUGUCACUCUACAUUUCUGAUAAUUAAUCAUAAGGGGCAUUAUUCAUCACGUCUGGUAUAUAUUUCCUCAUAUUGUUUUAUUAUGUAGUUUAAACCAACAUCUAAGUGGAAUUGGGGAUCUUCUACAAAUGCUAAUUAUUCUAGUGACCGUCGGAGUGGUGAUCGUUCUCAAAACGACCCAGACAAUAUUGACAUUUUUGCACUAGCUGCAGGUGGUGCUUCAUUUGCCCUCCUGUUAAUUGCAUGGUGGUUAAUUACUAAUGUACCCCAUAUACCUCAAGUAACUUUCAAAAUAUUCGUAUCCAUGUUGGAAAAAGGUGAAGUUCAAAGGAUACAAAUAACGUCUUCUGGUGAUGUGUUCAUUCUCACUUAUCAACAUGGUCAACUGCCUGUAAGCUAAUAUUUUAUUUGACAUUCACGCCAUAACCACCAAGAAAAGGUGAAGAUUUUUUAUUUUACAGCGUUUAGGAUACUGAUUAGCAGAUAUCCCGAUGGUUCAGAAAAAUUUACUACGCUUUUUGUACCAAGCUUGGAAUAACCAAUUCUAACAGGUCACGGGGUUUUUGUUUAUCUUUGCCUUUUCUAGUUCAAGUGUAAAACUUAGGUUUAACAGUAAUCUCGCACGAAGUAGUUGAUUCAAGGUACUCCAACCGCGUCAGAUGUGAGUAACUUCAGUCCCAAAUCGUAGUUGGGUUCUGUAAGCAAUACUGGAUUUUAGGUUGAAGUGUUAUAUAUUUAUAUGCCAGAUGGCUGUAGACUUUUGAAUUUUCCUUGAAGAAGAAUUUUCUCCAUUCCAAAACAUACUUUAGUUAACGGCUUUCGUAGGUUAUCUUUCACUUUUAUCUUGUAAUUAUAUACAGUCUUCUAAACCGCGAAUGGUCUAUAUUAACAGAAUCUAUGCUUUUGAUUUUUGUUAGCAGUAAGAUUGACUGAUUUAUUCCUGUUAUGAGUUUCUGUUCAAAGAGAGCUAGUGGAGUGGGACACAAUUAUUAUUUGUUCAACUUGAUUUGUGCUGAUCUGAUCCAGGUAGUCUUGUUACUCAUUAGUAUAGAGUCGGCAAAAUGUUUGUUACUUAAAAACUUAGAUAUUUUUAAAACAUUCCCUCCCCACUUUAUCAUACUCUCACUUUUUAAUUAUCAUCCAAAACUUUCUGUAGUUGAUUUUGAAGGACUCAAUAACUGUAAAUGAAUUUCUGAAAAAUCUACGAUCCUUAGAGGAUACGUGGGGCAUUGAAGAACAUGAUCGUAUCCCAGUCCAAAUGUCUGAUUUACCUUUGAAUACGUUCGCGCAAAGAUGGAAUUCGAAAUUGUGCGCUGGUCUUCUACUUAUAUCUUGUGGAUUGUUUGCAUUUUCAAUGAGAAGAAUGUUUUCUCAAAAAAUCAACUUAGGGAAAGCAGCUAAUAGCGGUAUUUUGGGAAAGUCCACAGAUAUCCCAAGGUAUCAUGAUAAUUCUAAGCCACCGAAAACAUCUGGCUCAAGUUUUGAUUCUGAAAACAACCGAUUUUCUUUUCGUCCACCCUUUCACUGGGAUCCUGUUACUGGUAUCAAUACAAUUAGACCUACAACAUCCACUGUAAAAUUUAAGGACGUCGCUGGUCUUCAUGCAUGUAAACAAGAAGUUAUGGAGUUUGUUUCUUAUCUAAAAAAUCCUCAAAAGUAUCAAGCGUUAGGUGCUAAGUUACCAAAGGGGGCACUUCUACUUGGUCCACCGGGAACUGGAAAAACUUUGCUUGUUAAAGCAUUGGCCAAUGAAGCGGAAGUACCAUUCUUUUCAAUGGCCGGACCACAAUUUGUAGAGGUUGUCGGUGGACUUGGUGCUCUUCGAUUACGACAGCUUUUCAGUGCAGCUCGUUCUCAUUCACCAGCUAUAAUAUUCAUCGAUGAGCUUGAUUCCGUUGGUCGACGUCGUAAUUCUGAACCUAGAGACGGCGAGGGUGUAUCUGAGUUGGAUCAGACACUGAAUCAACUACUUGUAGAAAUGGAUGGGAUGGAUACAACUGAAGGUGUUAUUGUAUUUGGAGCGACAAAUCGAGCUGACUUGUUAGAUCAAGCUCUGUUACGUGCAGGACGAUUUGACAGACAUAUUUUUAUAGAUUUACCGAAUCUAGCUGAACGUAAAGAAAUAUUCGCUGUAUACAUUGCUCAAUAUCAACUUGCUCCUGAUGUUGUACAAAAUGAACUUGUUGAACGUUUAUCAGCCUGGUGUCCUGGAAUGUCUGGAGCCGAUAUUGCACGUCUAUGUAAUGAAGCUGCUUUGUCUGCUGCUCGAAGAGAUGAAGUUGUUGGUGUUACUAAAGCUGAUUUUGAAGCAGCAUUUGAAAGAAUUUCAGCAGGCGCUGCAAAACGUUCAAAUCCACUUACGGCUGCUGAACGCCACAUGUCUGCUGUUCAUGAAUCUGGGAGGGCUCUUGUAGCAUGGCUUCUUUCAAAUAGUGGAAUACUACCGGUAAAAAUCUCAAUUAUACCGCGUACGGUUUCUGGUCCAGAUACUGUUGGAGAUCUGGGUUUUACUCAGUUAAUAAUAGAAGAAAAAUAUUUACUUAAUGCUGAUGAUCUAGCUGAUCGUAUGUCUGUAUUACUGGGUGGUAGAGCAGCUGAGCAUGUUGUAUACAAUGCAAUUUCAGAUGUUUCCGAAAAACAUCUUCGGGAAGCUAAUAAAUUAGCAAAGAAGCAAGUACGUCAGUUCGGAAUGUCUAAGUCUAUUGGAAAUCUCAGCUUUGACGAAGAGUCAUCCAGUGGACCGUUCUCUGUGAAGCCGUUCUGUCAAAAAACGGAAGCCAUCAUGGAAAUAGAAGCCAAUCAACUUGUAACUUCAGCAUUUUCACGUUCUGUAAAAAUGUUGGAGGAUAAUAAGGACAACCUGUUAGCACUUAUUGAUGCUCUUGUAAAAAAUGAAGAUCUCAGUUACGAUGACCUGAAGAAACUUUUAGGUGAUAACCAACGUCCAACAAAAAUUAGACCUCGACUAUAAUGUACUUUUGUUGUAAUUCCUUCCAUUUUUUGUGUAUAUAAAGAUUGUAUUAACCCUAUUCCUAUGUAACUGUCAUUUAUUGAUUCGGAUAGUUGGUUGUAAAUAGUGGUUCUCCAACUUCACAACAUCUACUGAGGUAGUUCUUAAAAAGAUAUUCCAAUCUUUUCACAUUACUUAAUCAGUAGUUAAGGCGCUUGACUUUCAGCUAGUACGUCGCAGGCCUGAAUCCCAUUCUACCAACUUCGGUUUGGUCAACUGCGUAACGUCAUUAAUCCUUACACUAGAGGUGUGGCUCGAGACCGAGUAAGCCAGCAUGUACUCAGUAAAUAAUUUGUAUGGAUGACUAGCGAACUGUUUUUGAUGAUAUGCUUUAGUUUAGUGUCGAAAGUUUUGGCAAUACAAGUUGGUGUUCAAGACCGCACAUAUACUUAGCCAACAGCUUUAUGUUUAUGAGGUGAUAGGAAAACGGAGCACAUUUGAAGUCAGGUGUUAUAUGUGGUUUUUGUUUUGGAAAUUUAGGAUUGCAAGCAGGGAUAUUACUGCAUAUUUGUUCAAUAAGUCGAUUUGUGGGUUCUCCAAAUGUUUUAUUACCCGACUUUUAGUAAUUCUUUUUACAUUUAACGCGAGACUAUCCAACGUUCAUUAUUCGAGCUCCGGUGUUGAUAUAUAGCAUUUGAUAAGUUUGAAAGGUCAUAAUGAUUUUUUGAAGAUUUACUUCAAUACUGAUGAUAACCAUAAAACUUGUGAUGGUUUCUACGUGAAGUUCACGAUUGAUCUUCAUGAAACUGAGAUGUAGUAUAUGUAUAGGAGCCAAACUUAGUACUUAGCUUAAUCAUCGGUAUCUAAUCAAUGAAGUAAAUCGACGCCUACUACUGCAUAAUAUAAGAAAAUUUGAUUUUCCGCUAACAGUGAUAUUGGGAGAAACUAAGAUUUAUCGAUUAAUAAACAUAAUAGACUGAUCGACUUACAAUCCAUGAAUCUAUUAGUAACAACAAAACCUGGUUACAUCUAUACCACGCUACCUUCAGAAUCUGCAUCACCAAAACCAAGUUACAGAAACUACAAUAAGGCAUUCCAUUACGCAUCAUAUUGUAACGCAUAGUUCACCAGUUGCUGUAAUGUCACGUCGACUGCAUCCUAAAAGACUACGAAUAGCAAAAGGUGGAUUUGGUAAAUUGCUGAAACUGGGCCAUUUCGCAGUCCGAGUCUUUUUCGUUGGAUAUGAUUCCUUGGAAGGAUGGAGAAAUUCGACUAUCGCGCACUAACGGUCGAACGUUUGCGGACCAAAAUCUUGGGCAGCAAACUACAAAUUUUCAAAAUUAAUGCCACAAAAGCAAUUCGCUUUAUUGAACAGAUAGUUCAGGAUUCGCCCUUUUAUGUAUAUACUAUUUGCUCGUGAACAGAGCAACAGCUCAUGUUCAUCUACAUCUUCAUACCACGAUCAUUAAGAACCAUUUCAACAAGCGACGUGGCCAUUCACAUCUCGGUAUUCGCGCAAUUUACGUUCGUAAGUGGUAACUACAUAUGACGUUCCACAGUGAGCGUAGACUCCUUCGAAGUGUCAAAAAUGAAAUCAUACAGUUGCUACUACAGGAAAGUUCUUGGAAACAGGUAAUGUAUUUGAGCACAUGAACAAUAGUCGUCAUUAGCGGUACUCCUAAAAGAUACAUCACUCAAAAUAUUUGCGGAAACUAUGAUGUAC
This is a messenger RNA of Schistosoma rodhaini, 4780 nucleotides long. NCBI's taxonomy places the organism in Eukaryota, Metazoa, Platyhelminthes, Trematoda, Strigeidida, Schistosomatidae. The record is from the annotation of a GenBank genome assembly.